Oryza sativa Japonica Group (Japanese rice) is the source of this 1117-nucleotide messenger RNA. RefSeq names its product chaperone protein dnaJ C76, chloroplastic. NCBI's taxonomy places the organism in Eukaryota, Viridiplantae, Streptophyta, Magnoliopsida, Poales, Poaceae. The record is from RefSeq and is a predicted model, not a curated record.
CAGUCGACCGGAACCAAAUACUGAAAGGCACAAGAGGAAAGACAGAAAUGGUGGGGUUCUUCAGCCUCUGUUCUUCCACUCAUUAUUAUCAUUUGCAGCUCCGAAAUGGAUCAGUUCAGUAUGAACUGAUUAGACCAAUCAAGUACAGACCAAGGAGCAUCAUCAGGUGCUGUAGCACUACAAGGGGAAAAGCCAGGGAGGACUACUACCAAGUGCUGGGAGUGACGGUUAAUUCAACGCCUUAGGAGAUCAAGGAGGCUUACAGGAAGCUUCAGAAACGACACCAUCCUGAUAUUGCUGGCUACAAGGGUCAUGACUACACCCUACUGCUGAAUGAGGCAUACAAGGUGUUGAUGAGAAAUAGUCCCAGGAACGCUGGUGCUAGUGGCAGAGGCUUUGGCAGAGGUUUCACUGGAAACGGGUACAGUUGUUGGAAUGGGCCUGUGAGAAGCCAUGCACUCUUUGUCGACGAGAACAAAUGCAUAGGAUGUAGGGAGUGCGUCCACCAUGCCGGAGAGACAUUCGCGAUGGACGAUGUUCUUGGAAGCGCUCACGUCGAAGUCCAGUUUGGAGACCAGGAGCAGAAGAUACAGGUAGCUGUGGAGUCGUGCCCAGUGAACUGCAUCCACUGGGUGAUGAGCGAGGAGCUAGCGGUGCUGGAGUUCCUGGCACGGCCACAGCAGAAGGAAGCGCACGGCGUGUUCGGCGGCGGGUGGGAGAGGCCCCGGGACGUGUUCGCUGCGGCCAACAACUUCACCAAGAGGCUCCAGAGAGAGGAGCAACAGGACAUGGCACGGCAGCAACGCUACAAUAAUGGUGAUGCAUGCGAGGAAGGUGAAACCGAACGGCAGGCCGAGGCGAGGCGUCGCGCAGGGCAGGAGCUCCGGUGGAAGCGUUUGCGCGAUGUGUGGAAUGGGCUGAGGGACUGGACGAAACCUGGUGUGGACGGCCCGUAGAUUAUCAGGCGCUCCUGGCUGCAGCUGAAGGACUAAAACAGGUUUGCAUGCACUGUAAGUAGUGUAACCGUUUAAAAAAAUAUUAUUCAUCUCAAGUACAAACAGGGCAUGAUGUAUAACGGGCACAACUCAACAUCUAAAGUUAUGUUUCUGAUCAUCCA